Molecule: messenger RNA, 1886 nt
Organism: Exophiala viscosa
Lineage: Eukaryota; Fungi; Ascomycota; Eurotiomycetes; Chaetothyriales; Herpotrichiellaceae
Exons: 2
Coding region: 150-1631 (493 amino acids)
Biological process (GO): DNA-templated transcription
Cellular component (GO): nucleus
Molecular function (GO): DNA binding; zinc ion binding
Source: RefSeq, a predicted model, not a curated record
GUCUGGCUCGACUCUUCUUUGACCACGUCCAAUCCUGGCUGCCCAUUCUUCACAAGCCAAGCUUUCUCCGAAGCUUAUCCGCAACGCUCGAAAACCGGCCCGAUGGCUUUGCCCAGCUCCCCGUCAAUGAAGCCCUGCUCCUGUGCAGCAUGUUCGCAUUGUCGUGCAGGUUUCUGUCACCUCAUGAGCUAGGCGGCUUGACUACGCAGCAAUGUGUAGACGUAUAUACUCAACAUACCAUACAAACGUACAAAGACGCCCGCAGCAUCGAGACGCCUCCAACUUUGGCGUACCUGCAAGGCUGCGUACUCUUGGCUUUCAACUACUAUACUUCCGGUCUCAACUUCCAGGGAUGGAUUUGCGUAGGAGUGUGUGUCAGACUAGCAUACGAAUUGGGAAUCGCAGACAUCGACUCUGAAGAGGACGAGGUCACAAUCGCCUUGGACUGGGUAGAGAAGGAGGAGCGACGUCGCGCUUGGUGGCUCGUUUGGGAGCUCGACACCUUCGGGUCCUCCAUUUCCAAACGUCCGUUUUCGACUGAUUGGCGCCGCGCCGCCGUGAAGCUUCCAGUAUCGGACCAAGCUUGGUUCGCCACGCAGGAGGUGGACGCGCCAAGAUUGCCAUCAAGAUGGGGAAACAUACAGACUAUCUUUGAUGAGAUGCCCCAGACAGAUGCCAGGCCAUGGUUCCUUCUAGCACAACUGCUCAAUGUUCGUGCCCACGAAUAUCUCCAGCAGAAUGUAGGCGUGAGUCUCGAUGAACGUACCAUCCUGGAGAAUGAGAUCAAUUGUUUGAGGCUAGGAUUGCCUUCCUCUUUCAAUUUGCUGAGCAACCAGGUCGACUCGUCGGCCUACGAGACAUCGAACUCGAAUUGGAACUGGAUCGUGGGGACAAAUCUUCUCCUGUCUUCGACCAGCUACAUUAUCCGCAACUUAGUAGUCGACGAGCGGGACGGUGGUGAUCUGGGCAUCUGCCGUCAUACCGCGCCAAACGGGCGGCGAACAAGAGCUGUGGAGCUCACCAAAAUCACAAGUUAUUGGCCCUUGGAAUUUUUCCCUACUUCCCACCCAUUCCUGGCUUGCUUGUUGUUGACGGUGGACGUCCGGAAGGGAUGGAACCCAACUGACACGCCAUUAUCUACUUCAUCCAAUAUAGUCACAAAAAUGAUUCAGCACAAACUCGGGGGAAAAUGGAGACUAGCCUCUUUAGCGCUCCGUAUGAAUGAGAUUCUCGGCCGCCCGACCGACCUUAGUUCUGUCGACAUGCAGUUGAUCCAUCGCUAUCCUGUCUGGUUUUCGCAGGAGCUGCGACGCGAAGCUGCCGCAGCACUCACUAGGCAGUCGAAUCAGCAAGAACAAGCAUCUUCGACGAGUCGGGAAGGAACGCGCCCAGCAUGUUACGACUACUUCAAAAAAGUCCCGCCCGUCAGCCUUUUCAGGGCUGGCAAAGAGACUCCAAGCAGCCAUUCAUCUACGUUACCCAACCUGCAGGGGGCUCCUGGCACGCACGAAGGCAACGUUGAGGCAAUGGAGUUUUGGAACUUAGAUUUCACCAACUGCGACUUUCAGGUGCCGCAAGACAUGAAUGAGCCGGAGUGGCCGGAUGCUUUCCUUGACGCACCCAUCAGCUAGCUUGUUGAGGCCUGCGCCAUUUGGACAGAGAUGCCAGUAUCGAGUCUAGACGGCAAGAUUUCACUGCUGGAAAGCAGCACGCAUAGCGACCUUUUCCUCGUCGAUAUUGCCCACGGUUCCUGUGAAACCCUCUUCCAGACCUGGAUCGACUUGAUGAACGCGAAUUGAUCCUCCCGGCUCAAAUGCUGCUCAGUGGCGAUUUUCACUACCUCCAGAGCAAUGUCCUCACUGAUACUGGCCUCCUCCGAGCCUGAG